UGUGAGAAAAUUGACUUCCAUAAAGAGAAAGAUGGGGUUUCCUUUGCCUUUGGGGAAUGCAAUAUAUACCAACAGAUAAUGCCAAAACUGAGCCGCUUCCCAAAUCUGUUGCUCCAUCCUGUUUCCAGCUUCGACUAAAAGGUCUGAAGCCAAACAAACGCCAAGAUGUCAGAGAAAAAAAUGUCUUCGAGUCGCAAGCAUCAUCUGAAGAGCUUGAUGCUGUCCAUCGCCAAAGGUUUACUGGAGGAGGAAGAGAGGGAGCAAGAGGAGGAGAGGAUUAGGUACAUGGAUGAGAACUGUCCCCCAGUGUCCAUGCCUAGGAGUAUGCAGGAGCUGCAGGCACUGUGCAGAGAAAUCCACCACAAGAUCGAUGUGACUGAUGAAGAGAGAUAUGACCUGGAGAUGAAAGUCAAUAAAUCCAACAAGGAGAUUGACGACCUAAAGAUCAAAGUUCAAGACCUGAUGGGAAAAUUCAAGAAGCCCGUCCUGAAGAAAGUGCGUAUGUCUGCUGACGCCAUGCUGAAGGCUCUGCUGGGCUCCAAACAUACAGUCAACCUGGAUCUGAGGGCCAACCUGAAGCAGGUCAAGAAGGAGGUCAAAGAGGAGGAUAAGGAACUGCGUGACGUUGGUGACUGGCGUAAAAACAUUGAAGACAAAUCUGGCAUGGACGGGAGGAAGAAGAUGUUUGAGGCCGAGGCUUAGAUCAGUAUUUUAUCUGCCAAAAACUGCAUUUGCUCUUAACAAACCCGCAGUAUUUUUACUUCCUGUUUUUCAUUGGUGGUUUAACCAAAAAGCCAUUUAGAUAGCACAAAUUCACUUUUUAAAUUACCUUGUAAGCUGUGGGAACAGCAGUUUUACUGACAAAAUAAAGAGACCAGAUCUGCUGAAGGAGCCAUUUUGUCUUGCUUACUUGAAAUUUCAUUGGCUCUUUGUCUUCAGAACC
Molecule: messenger RNA, 943 nt
Organism: Larimichthys crocea (large yellow croaker)
Lineage: Eukaryota; Metazoa; Chordata; Actinopteri; Sciaenidae
Product: troponin I, fast skeletal muscle
Exons: 7
Coding region: 166-702 (178 amino acids)
Biological process (GO): cardiac muscle contraction; skeletal muscle contraction
Cellular component (GO): troponin complex
Source: RefSeq, a predicted model, not a curated record